GUCAUACAACACUUGGAGGAAGAUAGUGAGCGAAUUUUAGUAUUUAAGAUCAGGCAGAAUGUUGUACGUUAAGCAUUUCAACUAAAUACAAGCAACUGAAGCAACUAAGUAACUCCGAAGUUAUCAGAAGAGAUUUAUAAGAAAAAUGAUUUAUAAAAUAUUCUACGUACUAGCUGCAGUCGUCACGCUAACUGUAGCACAAAAUGCAUCAAUUUGUGACGAGGAAGAACUUAACGCCUUCAUCCCAAACGUAAGAGAUUGUAACGGCUGGUUUCGUUGCGGACAACACGGUCCCGAGCCUGGAAAUUGUCCUACCGAAUUCAAUUUCAAUCCAAUAACGAGACAAUGUGAUUGGCCGCAAAACAUUCAGUGUUUCAGCUGUCCCAGUAAUGAGACAAUGUCCACACACAUUAUGGACCGAAGUUGUCGAUCUUUCAUCAGAUGUGUAGCCGGUGUGGCUUCGCAGCUAAUGUGUGAACCAGGACUACAAUUCAAUAAUAAAACGGGACAAUGUGAUCUAAAAUCUGUCGUGGAUUGUACUGUACGCUUCCAAUGUCCGGCAAGAUUGCCGAUCGAUGGAAGUGUUAUUGCUAUUCGUGACCCGUACAAUUGUUCAGUAUAUCACAUUUGUGUGGGUGAUCCAGAGCCAGUACGCAGAGAAUGCAAUGAAGAGCUUCAUUUCGACCCGAUAACCAGCCUCUGUACAUUCCCCCAUUUGACUGACUGUGUCGCUAAUCCCGAACAUCCACCACCACAAAUUCCAGACGAGCCAGGCUUCCAAUGUAUGACUGAUGGUGUUCAUCCUCAUCCGUCCAACUGCGUUUCGUAUUUCAUUUGCGCCAACGGACAACCGCAUCAAUUCAGUUGUGCGCCAGGAUUGGAAUUUAAUGAACUGACGGGCCAAUGCGAUUUCGCCGAUGUGGUUAAUUGUAAGAGGGCGAAUUUUAGGAGAAUUGGGAGUGGUGCCGAUUAAAAUGGACGUUUUGACUGACUGAUUACAAUGUGAUAAUCUGCCGUGUUAAGCCAGAACACCGUGUCGUAUUUGUGGCUUUGCUGAUAAAAAGGUUUCGUGAGCUUUAAGCUUCUUUUGCGUUCCAGUGAAUCUUUCACUUGUCCAAUGGAAUCCAAAGAAUCUCAGAGCUUUCGAAAGCUCUCCAAAGCACAAACUUUUGAAAGCUCGCCAAAUCCACAGCUUUUGAAAGCUCUACAAAGCUCAAGCUUUCGGAAGAUCUCCAAAGCACACAAAAAAUGCGAUACGAUGUUUUGAAUGACCACGACAGUUGCCAUCUUAGUGCAACUUGUUAAGUAAAUUUAGGUAAAAGAUUUAUUGUCUUGAUGAAACUCAUCUUCUCUGUGUAUUUUGGAAAUAAAACUAAUUUUACAUUUUUAA
Molecule: messenger RNA, 1390 nt
Organism: Bradysia coprophila
Lineage: Eukaryota; Metazoa; Arthropoda; Insecta; Diptera; Sciaridae
Product: protein obstructor-E-like
Cellular component (GO): extracellular region
Molecular function (GO): chitin binding
Source: RefSeq, a predicted model, not a curated record